CUUUUUCUUUACCUUAUUUUAUUUUUAUUUACAUAUAUUUAAAUGUCUUCAAGACAAUCUACAGUAGCAUUACAACAUGAUGACUCUUUAUCAGAGAAUGAUUCCAAAGCUGUAGCAGGUAUUACAAGCAGACAGAAAAAAAUUCGUAUACGUUUGCAUAAAGUGCAGCAAACAAAAAAUGAUGGGCGUUGGGUUGACAAAAUGAGAAAACCAUCAUCAAUCAUACAGUUAGAGCAAACACUACACGAUGGCGUAGUUCUAGCUAAAUUGGCACGUAGAAUUCAACCUUCCUCCAUUACCAGUAUUAUAUCAGGCGAUGCCAAAUUCAAAUUUUUACGCUCCAACAAUAUCAAUGCAUUUUUGUCUGUUAUACAGCAAGUUGCAACGCAAAGAAAUUUGGAGAAAUCAGGUGUACCUAUGCCCAACUUUAAUAAUCUUGGUGCAUCUUUACAAAACGAAUUGGAUGGUGGUAAAAAGAAAACCUUUCUUUUUCGACCCAUCGAAGAACCACUAAUAGACGAUGAAGAUUUGAUGCCAAAAAUGAGACAAAUUAGAAGACAUACACCUGAUUUAAUAGUGGCUGAUUUAUAUGAUUCGGACACAGAGUCAAAAACAUCCGCAAGUGAUGAUCAUGAUACCUCUUCGGGUAUUACAACAAUGCAAAGGUUACAAUUUUUAGAUGCUUCUGGUGAUUCUUCAAUCAGUAGCUCCGCCUCCGAAAUAGAGUAUUAUGACGAUUCAGACGAACUCGACUCCGAAGAUGAAGACGCGAUUGCAGCACGAGCAACGGCCCUCGAGCAACACUUUAACUGCUCCAGAAAACAACAAAUUUUUGCUUGCCCUGAUGAUUGGGUAACUGCAUUACAGGCUAUGAUUCGUCGACACCUUGCAAUAAAAAAAAUGGACGGCAUGCAUCAAUUCCAGUUGGUGGAAAAUCAACGCAUAGAAAAUUUGAGAAUUGAAGGCAAAUCCAGUGCACAGUACCAUGAAAGUGCUUAUCAAAAAUUGAAAUCGGAUAAAAACCCUUCCAUUGGAGUUGUUAAGAGUGUCCUUCACAUGCUGAGCAACAACGAUGUAGAUUUUAACGAGGAUUUAAUCAUAGAAGAUCUCCGACAGAAGGUUAUUGAAUCAAUUAGAGAAAAUAAUCAUUUGGAUAGUCAAGUGAGCAUGAUUGAUAUUCAAAUCGCAUUGCUCUUGAAAAAUGUCGUAACAUUGGAUGAAGUAGUUAAACUCAGUAAUGCAUUUUUCAAUCCCAACAGAAGAAAGCAACAGCAACAGAGAUUUUCUCAACUGAUGUCAUCGAACCCUUCCAAUAGUCCUUAUGAUUUGCGUGGUGUAGACAAAGGAAAUCGUGACAAAUUAGAAUUGUACCAACAGCUCGUAUUUCUGCUGCAAACAGAACCUGUAUAUCUGGCAAGAUUAAUGUCGAUCACAGGUGGUCAAGUUUAUGGUGAAAAGAAAGGUCAGCGCAAAAUUGAUGCUACGGUGUUAGCCCUGUUCGGUUAUGGUACCAACGCCCGCGAAGAAUGUCUAUUAAUCAACUUGUGCAGAGCAUGUAUUGUACAAGAAAUGAAGCGCGUCAAAGACCCUCAAGAAUUUAUGCGUGGAAACUAUACAUUUAUGAAACUGGUCGUUCAAGUGAAUCGUGGUGCCAAGGAAAGACAGUUUUUCACAUCCCUUUUUGAGGCGUUAAUCAAAAAAGUGAUUGAAAAUAAUGAGUUGGAUUUGGAGACAAACCCAGUUGUUAUUUAUCAGAAAUUUGUCGGUCAAGAAGAAUCUCGCACGGGCAAUCCUUCGGACAAACCUUUUCAUAUUAAUCACUCUCAAGCAUUGCAAGUACCCGAGGACUUUCUAAGUGCUAUCAUUAAAACAGUAGAUUCAAUGCCCUAUGGUAUGCGUGUUAUUGCAAGAGAGCUUCGACUUGUGAUGGAGGAAAAUUUCCCGGAUGAAGCCUCAGAAGAGAUCAUUAAAUUCUGGGAAAUUUUUCCCGCUAUCACUGCCCCUGAGCAAUAUGUUUCUCUUAAUCACGAAGUAUCUUCAGUCCAAAGAAAAAAUUUGGCAGAGGUGUCCAAAAUGCUGCAACAAAUCUCCAUCGGCAAAGACUUUGACACGCGCAAUGUUGAACUGAGUGCUUUAAACAGUUACAUAAGGUCAUCCAAUCAAAGAUUUACCCAAUGGUUUAUGGAUCGUAAUUAUGAUGUGGAAGAACCUGAGCAGCAUUUUGGCUUGGAUCAACUAUCGGAUUAUAAAACACAAAAGCCAACCAUAUACGUGCAUCCUACUGAACUUUAUCAUAUUCAUCAGCUUUUGGAAGAAAAUAUAGAUUCAUUGGAACGCCAAAAAACUGGUAUUCUUCAUAAUAUUUUAGGCGACUUGGGGGAGGCUCCUGUCGAUGUCAACAUGAGCGUUCCUUUACAUGUUCUUCGACUUGAACUGAGUGAUCGUAGAGAUGGUAUCCCAAAUGAAGCAGUACAAUCCGGACCAUCACUAGAAGCUAUCUUUGAAGAUCCUGUUACAGAUGAACAUGAAUCUAUUUGGGAGAUCGUGCGUGAGCAACAAUUCCCCUCUGAAGGUACUGAAAAGGAAAUUGAAAUGGCUAUUCGUGAAAGAAACUUUAAAUUCGGUUAUCAAAAUGCUGCUAUGGAUGUGAAAAGUCUAAGCUUUGCAAAAUUAAAAUCAUUUGCAAGUAAGUUACACGCUUAUUUGUUGCAACACAGUGUUAUUCCACCUAGUCCCGGAUACCAAAGCAUCAUCAAUAUGAUUGCUGUUGAUAUCACAAAGAAAGGAGAACGAAGAAAGUUACGUAAUGCUGAAAUCAAGAAAUUGCAAAACAUAUUGCUGCAUUUAGAUGAAAAACGACAGUUUUUGAUUGGUCAAGCUAACAGCUAUAAGAAGUAUUUGGAUGGGUGUAUGAAUAACAUGGCUGAACGUAGAGGAAAGAAACAGAAAUUCGUCUUUCCAUUUACCAAACAGUAUUUCCAUAUGAAGUACUUGAAAAGUCAUGGACUUGUUCCCAAAUUUGGAUCCUUCAAGUAUUCUGCAAAAACUUUAUAUGAUCGUGGUAUCAUUCUAGAUCUAUCUGGUGUUUCUAAGAAGUUGUAUGCUCGCAUUACUUUAAUUUUAUCGAUGGAUCGUGCCGGCAUCAUUACCUUUGAAGGGUAUUUUCCUCUUAUGAAUACGCAAGAAUUACGUGUUGAUGUACAAUAUGAAGAACUUUUGCAGACGCAGUACGAAUGUGUCCAGACAAUGAAAGUGCUGGAUGGCAUGGCUACUGUUAACGUUAAUCUUCUCAUUUAUUUGAUCAACAAAAGUAAGUUAUUGUAACAUAUAUCUAAUGGAAUUCUCUUACAGAUUUUAUCAUACGGCAUAAAAACUUUGUGUAUACCCUCUCAUAUUUUUUUUUUUUUUUUUUUGAUUAGAUAUUGUACCAUCGUUUUAUCUUUAUCAAUAGACAAUAGAUCUUCCAUAAAUAGAUAGAUACAAACAUGGCUUCUUAAGGUAAGUCUAAGCUAGCAUUACACAGGUAUGAUAUUUUAUACAAAUGAUUACAGCAUACUUCACAAAAGAAAUUCUAUCAACAUUUGAAUUCCACGAUGUUUUUCUCUUACAGAAUCGAGCUAGCCAACCU
Mucor mucedo is the source of this 3628-nucleotide messenger RNA. Its product is annotated as Rho GTPase activation protein. NCBI's taxonomy places the organism in Eukaryota, Fungi, Mucoromycota, Mucoromycetes, Mucorales, Mucoraceae. The transcript has 16 exons. The record is from RefSeq and is a predicted model, not a curated record. Gene Ontology annotation, cellular component: mitotic actomyosin contractile ring; cytoplasm. Gene Ontology annotation, biological process: regulation of actin cytoskeleton organization; mitotic actomyosin contractile ring assembly actin filament organization; regulation of GTPase activity. Gene Ontology annotation, molecular function: GTPase activator activity; calmodulin binding; actin filament binding. Bases 43 to 3324 code for a protein of 1093 amino acids.